AAAAGGAAUAAGAAAGAACCAAAAGAAGUAGAAAUAAGGUUAACAAUUUUUUGCAAGAUAUGUUUUCAAAAGGCUAAUUUAAUAAAAAUAUCAACUGGUUAGCCGAUAUGAAUAAGUUAGAUUUAGAAGGAACUGCUCAUUUGCUGGACGAGUUGGAUAAAAAAUUGAUGGUUUUGUUGCGGGAUGGAAGAACACUAAUUGGAUAUUUGAGAAGUGUUGAUCAGUUUGCAAAUUUGGUUCUUCACCAAACAAUAGAACGAAUACAUGUAGGCAAAGAAUAUGGAGAUAUACCGAGAGGAGUUUUCAUUGUGAGGGGGGAAAAUGUUGUAUUGCUGGGAGAAAUUGAUUCUUCUAGAGAAGUUGAGCUGCCAUUAACACAAGUAUCUGUAGAUGAUAUACUAGAUUCCCAAAGAAAGGAGCAAGAGUUGAAACAAGAGAAACAAAGAUUAAUUUCAAAGGCAUUAAAAGAGCGAGGUUUACACUUAAUGUCAGACCUGACUCAUGAUGAUAUGUUUUAAAAUAAUUAGGCUAAAUGUUUUUUUCUUAUUACAUUAAAUGCACUUCUAUAUUUGA
This is a messenger RNA of Leptinotarsa decemlineata (Colorado potato beetle), 573 nucleotides long. It is a transcript of the gene LSm1, whose product is annotated as U6 snRNA-associated Sm-like protein LSm1. Lineage: Eukaryota; Metazoa; Arthropoda; Insecta; Coleoptera; Chrysomelidae. Gene Ontology annotation, cellular component: P-body; Lsm1-7-Pat1 complex. The record is from RefSeq and is a predicted model, not a curated record. Gene Ontology annotation, molecular function: mRNA binding. Gene Ontology annotation, biological process: deadenylation-dependent decapping of nuclear-transcribed mRNA.